Molecule: messenger RNA, 13725 nt
Organism: Pelobates cultripes (western spadefoot toad)
Lineage: Eukaryota; Metazoa; Chordata; Amphibia; Anura; Pelobatidae
Source: the annotation of a GenBank genome assembly
GGGGCGUGUGUAAACAACAAGAGGUGGGAAGAGAACGUCAGCUCGGGGGCCAAUCGCAGGAGUUUAUUGGAGGAACCAAUGAGAGAGCCGCGUUUGCAACCGCUAGGGACAGCGGUUUAACUGAUUCUUACCUGGAAGUGGGCCUCGGCGCAUGCGCGGUGACGCCGGGUACGGCUGCGGAGGAGUUAACAGGCCGGGCGCCUAGCACAGCCUGCAGUGAUAAGGAGGUAGCGCGCGGCUGAGGGGGAGCAGAAGGACGGAGGCGAGCGGAGUAGCUGCAACAAAAUGGCGGAGCCGAGCCGUCGGAGUCACGAGACCCGGUCUAACUGUCAGGGUUUGGGAUGGGGGUGAAGGUAUAAUCACGCCCCGAGUCUCCGUUCCCCCCACUCUCUGCCGUCCCUCGCCCCAGUCAGCGGGUCGGGCGCCCUUUGCUCGGGCUGAGGCGGUGAGCUCCGAGUCAGGGAGACGAGAUGGCCGCCUGGCUGAGUUUGUCGAAUGCAAAACAAAAUGGCGCUGGUGAAGGAGAGCCAGCCGUGCCCUGUCCGCCGCCCAUCCCCGAGCUGGCUGGCUGCGGGGGACCCUGCACGGCUCGGGAGACAGAGAGCAGCACCCAGCCGCUGCCGCAUCCUCCCUGGAAUGGCGGCCACUGCCUCCUCGGUGAGUAUGGCUGCUGCCUGUCUUUGUCCUUGGGUGGGGAGACAAAAACAAGCAAGUGUCCUUGGGAGAGAGAGAGAGAGAGAGACCUGGAGGGAGACAGUCACCCAUCAGCCUCCUAGCACCCCAUCAGCUGGACAGUAACCCGGGUCCCCUGUCUAAACCAUGUCCCCCAUGGAGACUCUUACCAUAUAUUCAUUUUAAUAAUUUCAUACUCUGGCUAUACAGGGCAUUGGUGGUUCUCAAUGUCACAGUCCGUCUCCUACAGUCUAAUCUGCAACAAUCACAUGGGUAUUGGGAUGAAAGGAGACCUUUUUUUAAAAUUGGACAUUACAACAAAUAUAUAUAUAUAUAUAUAUAUACUUUUCAUGCACAACACUCAAGAAUAAGUUUUCAAGCCCUUGUUUGAUAGUCAAAUAAUUAUCCCUCCCCCCUCCCAUCAUCUAUUUUUUUUUUUUUUCCCUUUCUGCAGUGAAGUAUGGAGGGGGGAUGUAAACGUAUGUAUUUUCUUUGUUUCUUAUGGGUGUUGGCUUUUAAUUCUCUUCAGGCCAUGUUAAAAAAAAAUCUGUAUGUAUAUAUUCUACACACAGAUAUAAUAUACAAUUUUUAAGUUCUUAUUUGGUUUUAAUCUUUCACUAGGCGACUGGAGUGUGAUAAAAUAUGUACAAUAACUUGUUUUUAGAGAAUUCUAGUAUUGCAUUAUAAAAUUUGACUGCAUGUAUCGACACACCACUUUAUAUACUUAGUAAUUUGUAUAUUAGAUCUUUUUGUUAAGCUAAAAUUUUCUUAAUACAUUCAUGUGUUACUUUUAAUUUAUAUAUAUUUUUUUAAAUGUUGCCACAUUUGCUGUCAAAAUUCAAAUCUUCAUGUCGUGUUAAAUUUUUUUGAGUUGAAAUAUUUGCUCUUUUGCCUCUUCCUGGCUUACAUUUUCUCCUUCUAGAAAAAGAGAAUUUUCUUGUCAUGAUUUUAUGGCCAUCUUGAAAGAAUAAAUAAAUCUUUUAUUGGAAGCAAAAGCAGCCAAUAUAUUAUAAAUUCCUAUGAAACUCUUGUGCUCUUCACAAUUUGAGGUUUUAAAUAUAUUCCAGCAGCGUUAAUUGUCUUGUAAUUUAUAAAACAAUUUUUUUUAUUUAUUUUUUUAUUUUGCCGUUUUAGAUCCAUUUGUCUAUAUCUGAUGAACUGCAUCUUAUUUAAACAAAUUUUAAUCAAUACGGAGUCUGAUAUUUAAUGAGUAGUAUAGUUUCAUAAAAUUGAUGUUAAAACUGCAUGCUAACAAGCCUAUUUAUUCUCCCACAGAGAUUAAUGAAAAAUAGGCAGCAUGGAUUCUUUCAUAACGUGAGCUGUUUGAUGCACAGUAUAAGGUAUUUUAUAUUUUAAUUUUUGUGUAUUUUUUGUGUUUUUAUAAAUCAUAACAGUUACAUUGUAUUUUAGUUUGGUUUCUUCAUGAUAAAAGUGUGCUUUUAUUUUUGCAGGGCUUUAAAGAGCUUUAACUCCAUUACCGAACAUCCUUUUAUCAAGUAAGUAUUGGAUAUAAACUAUGUAUUAUUUGAAGGGGGUGGGGGAGGGACGCAGAGAAAGAAACCUGGUGAAGUACAUUUUUGUACAAGCUGCUUCUCACCAGUUCAAGCUUCCAGGCAAUGUAAUCUUUUAAUUUUUUUAUGAGAAUUUAUCUUGCUCUAGCAGACUGUUUAUUCACCAUAACUAAAACAAAAGCAAGCUUUUUAGUCAUGCUUAAAACCACGCAUAUUAAAUUUUUUUUUAUUUUUUUUACAAUAUCUGUUUAACACUAAAUACAUGUAUUUUAGCAUUUGGUACCAAGCCUGUGUAAAGCUCCACAAACUGCUCUGCGGAAUGUUGAAUAGUGUUCUUAGCGUCUUCAUUGUUUUAUUUUAUGUAGCAUGACCUCUAAAGGUUAUUUUAAGUCUGGUAUUUCACGUUUUUACUUUUGAAUUUUAAUUUAACAGUAUUAAAUAAAACUGGUUACAUACUAGCAAAGGAAAGGGUUUUUAAUCUGCGUGACACUAAUGCAUGAAUUAUGAAAUAAUUUCUCCAUGGACUAUCAUACCUGCAUUGGUAAGUUUUAAGCAUAAAUGUGUAUAAGGUAAAUUUCUAAAUAAUUGUGUUCUGAUAUUUGACUUAAACACGAUGAAUGUAAUCUUUAGAAAUUCUUGUCAGGUCAUUUGACAUCCCGUGGAAGGACUGACUAAAUAAAAUGGAACUUCUAAUUUGUAAAAUACUACAGCAGGGUGGAGUCUUAAAUAUUUGUCAUUUAUACUUGAGCAUUAUAGAACUGCUCUCAGCUUGUCAGUAGCAACUUUGACAUUUUCUUCUUUGGCUGGUGUAGUAAAAAAGCAAGGUUUUUAAAUUUGUUCUAAUAAAUCUGCAUUCUACAAAAGUUUGUCAAACUCUUGUGCAUUUACAACAUCCGUACCAAAACACAAUCAUUAAAAUGUUUAGUUUUUUUCUGUUCUUGUACAUGGAUUACUCACCUUUUUUACCUGUGCCUUCACUUGUAAAAUAAUAAAGUGUCCUAAAUACCGGGUUAGGAAUAUUAACAUGUUUUACAUGGAGUGGAAUAAACUCUACAACCAUACUGACAUCUCUAACUUCAGUGUUAAGUUUUUCUUAUAUGCCCCCACGAGUUCUUUACUUGCAAUGUUACACAUUAUCAUAGGCAAUGUGUUUUUUUUUUUUUUUUUUAACUGGAAAAUAUUCGGGCAGUUGUAGCAAUUUCCUUUCUGUGAAAUGUACUUUUUUUUUUCCAAAACAGGCAGUCUCCUAACCUACCUUGCAAAGCUUCUGCUGAUUUGUUCACGUAGCCCUUAUAGUAACAUUGACAUUUCACUGGCCUUAUUUCCAAAGCUUUGAAAAACAUUUCUUUCAAGAGGUGUAAAACACAAUCCAAGUCAGACUUAAGCUGUUGCACAUAAAGUUUUAAUAGAUUGGUCUGCUUAAAAACUGGAACAAAUUACAUUUUUGUAGUUGCUAAAGCACCAAAGCAUGCAAACAGGUGGGUACAUUACAUAACCAUUUGCAUGUAUUUGCUUAAUAUAUAGGUUUAAAACAUGUAAUUGGUAAGACUUCUUAAAUUGUACAUUUUCCCUAACAUAAAAGAUCAAGAAAAUUACUUCUCUGCAAUACUUUAUCAUUUUGUCUAAGGUGAAACAAUGCCUAUCUCCAAGAUGUACACCCGAAAUAUAGGACUUGUAUGUCACACUUGUAAAAAUUACAGGUGUGCAGGCCCUGUGCCUCCUGACUGAUGUUGAAUUGACAACCUAAAUUUUACUAAAUUGAAAUCAAAUAGGAAAAUAUAUCUUGUGCUAAUCUCCAUUCUCUAUUUUUAGCAAUCUUUUAGUUUUAAUUUUGCAAAGCAGCUGUCAAUUCACUGUCUGUGGAUUACAUGCCCUUGGGGCAGAUACUUUACAAGUGUGCAUCAUUUUGGUUAAAAGUGAUGGAAUGAGCAAAAUAUGAAUAUCUUCAGGAAGUAGAAAAGAGUUCAGUGAAAAUUGGGAUGGGUGUCCUGUUUUCCUGAGCAGGCCACAUCAAAGUGUGUGUAUAUGUGUGUGUGUGUGUGUAUAUGUGUGUGUGUGUUAAAAUUCUUAACUGUGUGUAAAACAAAAACACUUUAUGCUAGCUUUCUGAAGAUUAUUUGAGAGCCGCAAGUAAUUUGUUUUUAAUGAGGAAGUUUUAAAUAGUCAACCUUUCAUCACAUUAUUUUCCUUCACGUUGGAAGUGACUCCUUUAAUUCUAGAUGGUUUCUUUUGCAGAUGCAUAGGCAAGCACACUUUGUCAAAUAAGUUACUGAAUACAGAGCCUUUCAUUCAGGUUAAUAGCAUCUAAACCUCUGUCCAGCUGGAAUUUAUGUAACAAAUGACUCUCUCCCGCAGCAGUUCUAGAGCUGCCAUAGUGUGGCUUCUAUCAUUUGUACAGCCCUGUUCAGUUUUUUAACUGGCAAUGUACUGACAUAUUCACUCUGACAGCUGGGCUGCUACAGCUAGUGGUCUCUCACACAGGCUGCAUUUAUUUAUUUUAUUUUUUUCUUUAAUCUCUGCAACACUGUUACACUAUACAAGGAAACCUGACGUUAUAACAUGCAAUGAGCAUAACUUGGUGUUGCUAACUGUCCCUUUUUAUUCAAACCCCAUGCUCUCAUGCAUUAAAAUGUAAUCUCUCCACUCUGACCCAUUUAAUCUCUCCACUCUGAGACUGAAGUCUUUCGUAAAUGAUCCAUGUGCUUUGAGGAGCUGUUGGCUAAAAUACCUUGCGCAGCAUUAGGACUUCUGUAGCUAAAUACCAGAGCUAUGUUACGUGUUGCAUUCUAAACUGAUGGAAGACUCUAGCUACGUGUGUGGGUUUUUUAUUUAUUUUUUUAUUUUAUUUAUUUUUAUGCUGACCUUGCACUGUAUGGUUAAUUGUCAAGGAUCCUUGGAGGUUAUUUACAAUCCUAACACGCCUUUACAUAUGUUGGUAAUUUCAGACAUUCAAAGAAAUUUAGUUCACUCAAACUGUCUUGUAUUUCAGUUUUGGUGGGUGGGUGUGUAUGUAUAUAUAUAAUUUUUUAUUUUUUUUUACGAAGCAGGAAGGAAACCUUCAAACUAAUGUUAUAUGACAAACCUACUGCUCAACCCAUUUGCCUAGUGCUGUGAUUGCUCUGUGUGAACCAAGAUGGCUUGUAGCCGUUGGUCAGAUAACUGUCUGACUCAAGCAAAAUUUCCUCAAUCUAUAUUCUGUAUUCCCAACACUUUUUAGUGUCCCUGGACCGCAAAAGGGGUUUAAAAAAAAAAAUUAAAAAAAAUAAAUAAAAAAAUUAAAAUAAAAAGUUCACUCACCUUACUCCAUUGUCUGUCCCUUGACACUGGCUCACACACCUCCGACAGCUAAAGAGGGUCUAGUUCGUGAGUGCCAUGUAUGCAUAGGAAAGUGGUUUUUUUUUUUCUUCUUAUGAGAUUUUAAAGCCAAUGCACGUCCUCACGCAAAACGUGGGAUGACCAGCAUUCUUUUACGGAGUCAAGUGUGAACAGCCAGGAAGUAUUUCUGGUGGACAGCCACCAGAGGCAGCCUUAGCACUGCAAUGUGAAUUUAUUUAUAUAUUUUUAUUUUUCUCAUUUCAGGCCUAAGGGGUACAGGGACACUACACCCAGACCACUUCAAUAAGAUGAAGUGGUUUGGAAAUCCAUAACAUUUUAAAAUGUGACUGAUUUACACGGUCAUAUGAUUGUUUUACUCAUGCAGUCCAUGUAGUAUUAGGUUUAAUAAAAAAAAAUUAUAUCAUUUUAUUUAAAAGUAUUGUUGAUUUUAAUUUGGUUAUGUUGUCCUUAAAGUUUUAAUUUUGAAUGCUUUUAGGGAUUUCUUAUUAAACUUUUAAAUUUUAAGUCCAUAAAUGAGCAAUUGUGACAGUUUACUUUGUAGGAUUUUUCCAGUUUUGCUGUAUUGCCAUGUUUGGAAUUCACUUUGAAUUCUCACUUCAUGUAUGUGUUUGAACUGGAUUCUUUAUAAUUUUUAUCUUUUUUUUUUUGUCUUUACUCUGCCAGGUAUGAAUUUCCAUGAGCACCAAAUCUGGUAAGUUCUUCUUUUUUGUUUUUCAUUUAUUUUAUUUAAUGUUUUAUUUGCAAACCUUGUCAUGUGUUGAGCACUGCACUCACACCAGUGUCUGUUAAACACAGUCUGGUAGAAUGUAAAGAAAUUGCCAGGUUUUAUUUAUUUUUUAUUUUACCCGAGCUGUCCUCUAGGAAUUAUUUCACAGCUAUUCCUGCUCAUGUGCAGCAUGUUGCUGUAGCCUUUCUCAUUUGCUUGUCUUCCAUGCCUGCUGAUGAUUUUGGAAAGGCAGAAUAAAGGAUGGUGUUUAUGAAAACCUCUAAUCUAAAUAGACCUCAUGCAACUUAACUUCAAUCCCCCAUUUAUUACUCCUUUUUUGUGGAACCUAAACCAUGCUAUGUUCCUGCAAGGGGGGGAGGGGAAUGUGAUAGAUGUAAAGUUGUGUGGGUUUUUUUUUUUUUUUUUCACACUGAAAAUUGUGAAAGCGUUUCUAGUGGCUAUCAGGGAGACAGCCACUAGAGGCUGGAGUAACCCUGCAGUGUAGACAUGGCAGUUUCUCUGAAGCUGUCUUCAGCUGCAGGGUUAAAACUAGAGGGACCUGGCACCCAGACCACUUCAUUGAGCUGAAGUGGUCUGGGUGACUAGUGGUCCUUUAACUCCUAAAUGGCACAGAAUUGAGCAGUGAGAUUCAUGGUAUAUACACAAAAACUGCUUCCUUAAGCUACAGUUUAUUUUGGUGACCAUAGUGUUCCUGUAUGUGAGCCAUGACAUAUAAUUACUUAAUGAUCUCAAUGCCAUGUAUCAAAAGCAUGAAGGUUGUAUUAGCGCCUGAAGUGUCCCUUUAAUAAAGCUAGUUAUUCGUACGGUUUAUACCAAAUGUCUUAUCUUAUCAAUAACUCACACACUAACACAAUUGGCCAAUCACCUAUGUUGCAUAUUAAUUUACGCAUACAUGCAGUCACUUGCAACAGGAGGUGAGAAAAGUACGGCCUCUUGUGUCUAAUUAGGGAUAAGGGUGUGUAUUCAUCCCAGCAGAGACUGCAUUAGCGUUCCCAUUGCACAAUACCCUGCAUAAAACGUUAGGGAGGAUGUGAUGUCGUCCUAACCCUUUCUUCCAGCAUUGGCAAAAUGUAAUACAGGAGCGCAGAUGUUCUUUGCUACUGCAGCAGACCGCUGUGCAUUCCCUAAAUGUUAUGGUGAUUCCACAAUGUUCCAUUUCUGGGCACCAUUUUGACUGGGAUUUACAUAGCCCAGAUUUUAAUUUAUUUAAGUGGCUUUCCGGGCACUGGCAUGCAACCAUAAGUUACGGUUAUCCUAUGAUGCUUGCUCAUGCACUACAUAAUGAGCAGAUGGCUGAGCACAAUUUAUGCACCGGUUUCCAUGGGAGGUUGUUUUCUGUACCCAGCUUCCUUUUAACCGUGUCUACUGGGUUGACUGUAAAUGGAACUGUUUAGCUGCACCAAACUUUAAGCCCUGGACCAAGACCAUAAAAUGGCUAAAUUAAUUUAAAAAAUUACUUCACACUGUAACUCCUAGGCCAACAGUCUUAAAGAGAUUAAAGGGACACAAAUCACUUUUUUUUUUUUCUCACACAAGCAAGGUCUCUUAAACAAAUUUACCCACCCAAAUAAAGCAAGAAAAACUAAGUAUGUAAUGUCUGUAAACUUUUUCAGAUUGCAUUAGCCUCUUCUCCAUGGGAGAUUCUUCAACCCCUCAUGCUUGCACAUCUCCAUUACAGACCUGUCCACUGGUAAAAGAAACCUAACUCACAAUGAUCAGAUUCCCUCUCCUCUUCUAUCAAAUUUUAUGCAUGUGCAUUUGUAAACACUCUUCACCUUGCAAACAUCCUAUCAAGCAUGCCCAGUGCAUUAUUCCAGAAUUCCUAAGAAUAGGAUACUGGUUAAAUCAAUGCGCCCUCUCCCACCUCUUUGAGAAGCCGAUGGCUACAUAUGUUUUAAAACACAAACUGCAUAGUGAGGCAACUGUCAUUCAAAGCUGCACAAUAUAUGAUGCCCCUGCGCUAGAAAGUGCAUACAUAUGCUUGUAUCCUAAUGGCACCAUUGGUGUUUAUUUCAGUUUGCAUUAUAUGCUCUGACCAUACAGAAAUGUAAAAUAAACUAAAAAAACACAAUCCAUAACUUUUAGUAGACUGUGUACAAAAACACACAUCCCACCUUGUAAAAUUGCUUUAUUCCAGUGCUAAGGUAAUACAGAUUUAUCUGUAUUAACCCUGCAAUACAUGAUUGUGACGUGUUUGAGAACACAACCACUAUCCACCAACACAUUGCUUCUCUGAGGAGCGUUGGCUGUAUUCAGUGUCAUCUAGUGCAUGCUUACAUAAAACAAGUAUUCCUUCUAAAACGGGAUGUAAGGUGGAAAGUUACUCUAGUGGCUGUUUGUAUUGAUAGCCAGUAGAGGGGUGAUUUAUUGAAAUCUCUAAAUGUAAACCUCACCUUUUCUCAAACAGUAAUGUUUCCCAUUGUUCAACCAAUUUGUGUAAUAUAUAUAUUUUUUUAACCCCUUAAGGACACUUGACAUGUGACAUGUCAUGAUUCCCUUUUAUUUCCGAAGUUUUGUCCUUAAGGGUGUUUUUGCAUCAAAGCUAAUUGUGUGUAAAUUAAAUCUCACCCUACCCCUCCCCCCUCCUCUUAUCCACAUCAAUAACUACUAGUUUAUCUGCAGUUAAUCUAGAAUGAAAUGGAGAAUAUACAUGACAUUGUUAUUCUGUAAGGGUGCUGUGAGAAAAUAAAAUCUCUUUAGAACUUCUAUUUAUGUAUUCGUUAGGGAAAGUGAGAAACUGACUAAUAGUAAUCUAAAGUGGCAUGGAUGUCUCACUACAGUGCAUUAUGACACCACUUGGUCACUGAACUAUGCCAAAUAAGCCUUUGCUUAAACUAUAGAACAUUUACUAUUAAAGGGGUGUUUUGUGUUAAUUCCUUUUGUUGGUCGCGCUGUUUUCCGUCCACCUAUCCAAAGGUUCAGACAACCUUCUUUACCAGUUUGUUCAAUUAAAUUCUGAACUGGAACUCUUGCACUUAACUUUUAGAAUAUUGUAUGAGAUGUGACCUCACCCAGGAUAUUGUGCAUGUGCGGUAUUAGCUCCUAAAUAAUCUAUUAAAUAUGGCUGACAUAGGAAUGCUUACCAAUGGUAAAUAAUACCUUUUGAGAGCUGAGCUAUGCAAACAUGUUAUACCUGUAAACAUUAACUACUUUAUUUAACUAUUUUGUUGGACUCUUCAAAUGAAAAGUUGCUCGUACUUUUCCUCAGGGCUCUAAAUUUCCACAGCCAUUGGUGGGUACAAGGUAACCCCCAACACAUCUGUUGCCAAUUGACAUCUUAGAGAUGCAAUGAAUCAAUGCAUCUCUAUGAAGAAAGUUCAGUGUGUGGAGGGUGGAGACUCUGUCAGUGUGGCACACUGUGUAGCACUGCCUCAAGAAGCAUCUCUAGCAGCUACCAGAGUGAGUGGCCAGUGGAGGUAUCCAUAGUUUGUAAUGUAAACUCUACUUUUUAUUUUUUUUUAUUUUAAUUUCCAUUUCCAAAAUGCCCUGGUUAGUAGUUGCAUAUUCCUUGUAGAUAACUGCUAUGCUGCUGUUUUUAUUUAAAGGUGAAAUUUUUCUAAAAUGUAUCUCCAAACAGGUUAGAAGUCUGUAGUCUUCACUGCAACUGUUAAUUUUGUUGAUGGGUGUGAUUGCAAGGGUCUACAUUACAUGUAUAUGGGACACAAUAGGCACCAAGACCGCUUCAGCUUAUUGAAGUGCUCUGGAUGCACUGUCCCAGGUCUCCUAAACCUGCAAAGGUAAUUAUAGCAGUUUUUAAUAAACUGCAAAAAUUCACUUUUUUGGGGUUAACUCUGCCACAAGAGGCACUUCUGGGUUGUUGGGUGAUUCUGCACGUCCUCCUGGUCUGUCACCCAGAACUCCUGCCACUAGUUUCCCUUUAAAGUAACCUAAAAUAUUCGUAAUUGAUCCUGACCAAUUUUCUGUAAUUCAAGGCUGAUGCUAAAGCAGAGCUUUUGGUGACUUUUUUAUUUAUUUAUAUAUUUUUUUUAUUUAAAGUAUACAAAGCCAAAAGAAACAUUUAUUAAUACUUGAAAUUUAAAACUCUUUUUAAUAACAACCUUGUUCAAGGGGAACCAUCAUUUUGUCUAGAAAUGACUCCGCUGAAUAAAGAUUGAAAAAUCACAAUAAGUGCAAGUAAUACAUAUAAGAAACAAACCUUUGUCUCUGUUUCUCCUUUUUCAAUGCUGAUUUAACAAAAGCAAAAGGCUGGGUUGAUAACUGAUUGACAGGGAGCUAAAAUGGACCUGCUCGUUUCUAGGCUUAAGAGGUAUAGAUCUACAUGUUUAAUUUUUCAGGAUUCACAACAACUUAAUUGUUAAAGUGUAGGUACCAAUAAAAAUCCUGACUGGACAGUUUAAUAAUAAUAAAAAAAAAAAGAAAAUUAUUUUAUUUUUUUUUAAAUAUCCAUUUCAAGACAUGGCUUACCAAGUGAAGUGCUCAACACAUUCCCAGUGUAUUUAAAUAUUAAAGCAAAAAUAUGUGUGCAUGUGUUUUCUUAAUGCUGUGGUUAACUGUUAUUAGAUGACUUUAAAAAAAAAAAAAAAAAAACGGUGAAGACCGUAAAAUUUCUGAUUAUGGUAGUUUAGAUCUUUAAAUGUGGCAUUUUUUUUCACGCAUGCGCUCUGUCCCUACAUUUAGGGUGUGUGCGCAAUGUUCUAGCUGUAAUUUUAAAUUAAGAAUUUAUUAAGGAGCACCGUGAAGAGGCCAAUAGUAUAUCAAGCGCUUCUCCUAGAAUGCAUCAGCUAAUAUGUGUUUGGGUUGGCACUCUAGCCUUCCGUAUUGCCUUUACGUUGUAUGAGUCUGUUUUUUUUUUGCCACGUUUAUUGAACUUUUUUGCUAGAACUGUAUUUUAUUAUACCUAAUAAGACUGAGUUGGUAUAUGGGUACAUUAGAAGCAUUUGGGCUGGAUGUAUUGUCCUAAACCCACACAGCAUGCAACUUGAAGGCUCAGUGGUUGCCCCUUUUAGACAUCAGUUAGAUGCUACUAAAAUUCUUGUCUUUGUAACCUGGUCUUGAAACGCAAGUAUCAGUUUCUUCAUAUGUAUUUGAAUUUGCUUUUGAUUGGAGAACCCUAAAGAUAAUAGACAGUGGCCAUUUGUAUAGAGCAUGUACAGUUUUAUACCUGUGUGCAUACAGUUUCUUGUGGUGGGUUAUUUUUUUUUUUUUCUUGUUGAUGUUGACUUAUAGGUAACCUGUUCUAGGCCAGGGGUAGGCAACCUUCAGCAAUACAUAUUUGUUUGGACUAAAUCUCUCCUGGUGCUUUGCCAGUGUUAUGGGAGAUGUUUGUGGACUACAUCUGGAGUGCUGAAGGUUUCCUACUGCUGUCCUGGCCAUUGUGCAGACCAAACUUUAGGCCUUGCAAACUUCCCUUUUUAAGCUAAGCAAUUUAUAGUUAUUGGUCUUACUUUUAUUAAAGUGCAUAGAACUCCAUAAAAUGUUUCUUUGUAUUGUGCUUAAUGGAUUCUCUGUGGGAAAAUAACUUAUGGCCCAUUCCAAUAAUUCAAUGUAAAUAGUGUGCUAUUAUGGGUGAUCUUUAGUUUACCCCCUAUAGUGAUGCAAUAAACCUAUUCUAGUUUGCAUAUAUUUGAUGUUCAUAAGACUGGUGAUAUUCUGAGUUUAAUUUUUUUUUUUGUACAAGAAUGUAUUUUGGAUAUAUGAAUCUCUGUGGUAUGCUUCUGGCUUGAAGUUAUUUUGUAGAAAGACCUAUUUUGAGUAUUUAUUUCACAACUAGACACUGCUUUAUUUUGCUUUGGUCCUAAUUUUGAGAGGCUCGGUUUAUUUUUGGGGGCGGGGGGAGGGUUUAUUAUUGGCCUAACAAUUCAUUAGUUCUGUGUGGACUGUCUCCUUUAUGUUGACUGUAACGUGUUUGUGUUUGUUUUUUGGUUGGUUUUUUUUUUUUUUUUUUGUCGUUUCCCCUCCCCAUCCCCCCACCAAAAAAGUAAAACAAUUGUGCAUGUUUCUGGCGACCAAAAUUAUAUUUUGAGGUAUUUGUAAUUUUGAGUUCUUUGACUUGGUUUUCCAAAGUCCAUUGUGUGUAUUCACACUUUACUAUAAUAUGUACUGAGUAGGUGAGGUUGGGGUUAUUCUUAAACUUUUUGAAGAUUCUGUUGCUAGUGUUUAUGUAGUCUUGAGUGGCUGUCAUAAAUUUUUUUUUUUGUUUUUAAGGGUUUUCUAACAAUGCUGUUAAAUUUGUGGGUUUUAUUUCUCCCCCACACCCCCUUUCUCAUAGAAUGGCUUUGUGUUAUGGAUGUAGUCUCAAAGUCCUCUUAAUCAUUGCCUAUUUUAGUGCAUUUGUACUUGGCAUUGUUAGUGAUGUACACACUACCUCACACCUUACUUAAUGUAAUCUUGAAGUUUGUACGAUGUUGCUAAUUGGGAUAUACUCUUGUGAAUUUCAAGUGUCUUUUGAAAAUGUUUUUUGCAUUUCUGCCACUUUUAUUUUAAUUUUCUUAAUUUCUGGCAUUUUGGGCUACUAUUCCAAACCUCACAAUGGCACGUAUAUGUAGAGCAAAUGGUGCCGUAAUUUGCAAAAUUAAUCUUCUGUGGAAGAAAUAAAAUGUGUUUUGCAAAGGAGUCCCACGUUCCUAGUGUACCAUAGAUUUGGAAUCUGAACAUUGAUACGUGUGUAGUAAUGUACACCUUAGACAACCCGUUAUAAUGUGAUUCAUGUGCCUGUUUUUUAAUAAGUCAUGAUGAGUAGUUAUGUGCAAGGAUCCUAUCCACAUUCCAAUGGGUGUUUUUUCUAAUUUGUUUUCUUAAAGACCUCAGUCCUUGGACUACUGAAAUGGAUUCAACAGAUGAAAACGAUGGCUGUUCAGUAUCAUUUGGAGCCUAUGGAUUGGAGUAAAUUCAGUUACUUGUUCAAGAAGAGUCGAUUUUGAAUGGAUUUAAUGAUGCCAAAAACCCAAUGAAUCGGUUUCUGUAAAAUGGCGGUGUCCUCAUAAGAAUUCUCCCAUUGCAAGAUAACUUGAUAUUAUCUUGAUAAUUUUAAAGUAAUGUUUAACAGGGUGCCCUCUUUCCCCCAAUUAAAAAAAGAUGCUGGGCACAUUAUCAUCAAAUGGUUCAAAGCCGUUUCCUGCACAGUGGAAAGCUAGGUGACUAUAAAAUACAGAAUCUGGCAGCUAGCACCAUGUUUUCUGUGUUGCAUGUUUGUAUUUAUUUUGUUUUGUCUCUGAGUGUUUACAUUGUUUGAUGCAAUUUAAAAUAAAAAAUACCAUCUGUUUUUUACAUUGUGAUUCAAAAAAAAAAAAUGGGCAUCCCAUUGAUGGAUCUCCAAGUGGUAAUUCCAAUGUACUUAAACUAACUUUAACUUGCUUAGUUAUAAAUAUUAGGUUUGCCUAAGUGAAUUAAAAACAAAAUGUCAAAGUAUGUAUACACUUUGUUGGGAGAGUGGUUAUGCAAAUAUGUAUAUGCUUUUCACCAUCUAAAUUGUCAAAAUAAAUUUUACUUUUUUAAUAAAAGCAUUUUAUUUCUCCUAAA